GAGUGGAGAGCAGCUGCCCCCGUACAGACAGCCCGGCAGCGGAUACUCGGACCGCCGUGGACCCCCUCUGAGUGGCUCCUGGAGCUCUUCCCCCCCCGCCGGCCCCCCGGCCCCGGGUUCAUCUUUUUUUGAUUGAUUUUGAUAUCGGGGUGCGUCGGAGAAUGCUCCCCGGAGUGGUGCUGCUGCUGUCCGCCUGCCUCCAGGUGCGCGUGCAGGGGAAGCCGCGCUCACAGAGCCCGGGCUGUGAUGACUUCGUGGGCCCAGGCCGGGUGGUGGAUAAGUGUGGUGUGUGCGGCGGCGACAACACGGCAUGCCGGCUGGUCUCAGGGCUGUUCCAGCACAGCCUGACCCGCGUCGGCUACCACAAGAUCCUGGAGAUCCCCCAGGGGGCGACCAAGAUCAACGUGACGGAGAUGCUGAAGAGCAAGAACUACCUGGCCCUCCGGAAUCGAGCGGGCCGAUCGAUCAUCAAUGGGAACUGGGCGAUCGACCGGCCAGGGAGGUACGAGGGCGGGGGCACCAUGUUCACAUACCGCAGACCCAAUGAGAUCACCAGCACCGCAGGAGAGUCCUUCCUGGCGGACGGCCCCACCAAUCAGAUCCUCGAUGUGUUUAUGAUCUACCAGCAGCCCAACCCAGGAGUCCAUUAUGAGUAUAUACUCCCCUCAGAGAGCCCAGCCAACCCCACUCACCCCGACCACAGCCCUGAUGGAAACACGGUCAACGGGCAGGGUGGCUAUAAUCACCACGGCAACACCCACCAGGAGGGCUACGACCCCGCUGGCGGGGGGCGGCCCCCCAGCAGUAUCCCUGACAACCAGGUCCCAGCGGUGCAGCCCCCCCGAAGCCAGAGGGAGUACAACUGGAGGCAGGCCGGGACCACCGAGUGCAGCGCCUCCUGUGGUAAAGGAUAUAUGUACGCCAUCUUCCACUGUGUCCACCGGCAGAACCACGAGGAGGUCUCGGACGCUCUGUGUGACAGCAGUACCAGACCCAGCCAGCAGGAGGAGCCCUGCAACACGCAACACUGCCCAGCAUUCUGGGACAUCGGCGAGUGGUCCGAGUGCAGUAAGACGUGCGGGCUGGGCAUGCAGCACCGCCAGGUGUUGUGCCGGCAGGUCUACGCCAACCGGACCCUGAACGUCCACACGGGGCGCUGCCGCCACCUAGAGCGCCCCGAAACCGCCAGCACAUGCCAGCUUAAGAUCUGCAGCGAGUGGCAGAUCCGCACCGAGUGGACCGUGUGCUCUGUGCCGUGCGGGCUGGGCCAGCGGUCCCGGGACGUCCAGUGCGUCAGUAACAUCGGGGACCUGGUGCCGGACGAGGAGUGCAACAUGAACCUGCAGCCCAGCGCCGUGGAGAACUGCGACAUGGGGGCCUGUGCCAAGAGCUGGUUCUACACACACUGGGGGGCCACGUGCUCCGCCGAGUGUGGGAUGGGCGUGCGGACGCGCGGAGUCCUCUGCCUGACCAAUCAGAUCAGCAGCCUGCCACUGGAGGGGUGUGGCCACGAGCGGCCGGCCGACUCCCAGGUGUGCAACAACGGACCCUGUGAGAGCAGCAUCGAGUGGUUCACCGGCCCCUGGAGCCAGUGCUCAGCGGAGUGCGGCGUGGGCAGCCAGCAGAGGGCGGUGGUGUGCCUGGUGAGGGCGGAGGAGGGCUACGCCGCCGCGCCCCCCUACGAGUGCUCCUCCCUGGACCGGCCCCUGGGCCAGCAGAGCUGCAACCUGGGGCCCUGCGGGGCCAAGUGGUACCACACCGACUGGAGCGCCUGCUCCAAGUCGUGUGAGGAGGGCUUCCGGCUGCGGGAGGUGCGCUGCCUGGCCGACAGCAUGCAGCCCAGCGACGGCUGUGAGGAGCAGGACAGGCCCCCGGAGAGGGAGCCCUGCAACCCGGAGCCCUGCACCCCCGAUAUAGACGAGAAGUGCAGAGACAAGUACUUCAACUGCAACGUGGUGGUGCAGGCGCGCCUCUGCGUGUACGACUACUACCGGACCACCUGCUGCGCGUCCUGCUCGCGGGUGGCCCACCGACACUCAGCCCCGCGCGGACACAGCUAGCCCGCCGCCCCGGCCCGUAGACCCCCGGCCCCCCAGGCCUGCUCUCCCUCCCCUGGGUCGACUGCAGUCCACCGGGGAGGGGGGGGGGUCCUCUGUGUCUGGCCUCUUUCCUUAAAUGGACGCCUCUCGUUUCUUGGUGCCAGAAAUAGGAUUUUAAGAAAGAAGAGCACGCUUGGUUGGUCGUGCAGCGACAGUGACGGACAUUUAGUUCACCUUUUUUGACUCGACGGGUCCUCGAGGGAGGGGGGGGCGGGGGGGAGAGGGGGAGAGAGGUAGGGCAGGCCU
This is a messenger RNA of Gadus chalcogrammus (walleye pollock), 2345 nucleotides long. Its product is annotated as thrombospondin type-1 domain-containing protein 4-like. Gene Ontology annotation, molecular function: metalloendopeptidase activity. The record is from RefSeq and is a predicted model, not a curated record. Gene Ontology annotation, cellular component: extracellular matrix. The transcript is spliced from 12 exons. Gene Ontology annotation, biological process: extracellular matrix organization. NCBI's taxonomy places the organism in Eukaryota, Metazoa, Chordata, Actinopteri, Gadiformes, Gadidae. Bases 162 to 2060 code for a protein of 632 amino acids.